GUGAAGUCGGCCAGUCAUGGCGUCCUGCUUGUUAGCUGGCAAGCGAUUUGUACGCGCUCUGGGUCCUGGUGGGGAGCUGGAGCCAGAGCAACUGCCCGGGAAGCUGCGGGCAGAACUUGAGGCCGCGCUAGGGAAGAAGCACAAGGGCGGCAAUCGCCCGGCUAGCCUGGUUUCUUUCCGCCUGAUCCGGGAUCUGCAUCAGUACUUGAGAGAAAGGGGUUCCAAACUAUACCUUCAUGAGCUCCUAGAAGGCAGUGAAAUCUAUCUCCCAGAGGUGGUGAAGCCUCCUCAGAACCCAGAGCUAGUUGCUCGUCUGGAAAAGAUUAAGAUACAGCUGGCCAAUGAGGAAUAUAAGCGGAUCACCCGCAAUGUCACCUGUCAGGAUCCAAGGCAUGGCGGAACUCUCAGUGACCUGGGAAAGCAAGGUGCACAAGUCAGUGGUCGUCCUUGCUCCACAUAUCUUGAUGCAGACCUGUAAUUUAUAUCAGAAGACUCCAGAACAGCAGAGGGAUUUGCUUUCUCCAAUUUGUGCUGGAAGAAGAACUGAUCAGAGGACAUCAAAUAAAAGAAAGCCAGUUGAUGCAGGAUGGUGCAAUUGUACACAAGGCAACUUUUUGGAGUCUUAGUUUCUCCCUUCAUUUUCUUUCUUCUGCUGGCCUUGUUCAGAUUUUCUAUGUUUCUGCCUGUCUUCACUACUCAUCAGCCCUCCUUCAAUUUCCCACCUUCUGGUCACCCUUUGCUCUGCUUCCAAAAAUGAAAACAAUGCAGAUAGUAAAGCAGUAUGUCUGCUUUUAAUUGCAAAACCCCUUGUACUUCUUUGUAUUUGUAAGGAGAGUAUGCCUACUGUGAAUUGUCUCAGCUAAUGAUUCUUUGUAGACUGGUGACUGUUUUCAGAUUGAACUGUAUGUGUAAUGUAUAUGAGUAUACAUAAAGCAAAAAUACAUGGUAUGUGUACAUAUUGUUAUAUAUAAGCCUGUUAUAGGUUAUUUUAUGUGGAUUCUUAAACAUGUUUGGGUAAGUGCAAAAAAUAGUAUGUAAAAUUAUUUUACAUGAUUGCUUUUGGUCUUCAGAACCAUUCCAGAGGUUAGGAAAGGAAGAGGUUGUAGGCCCCUUUUCCAGAAGACAAAACCGAGAUGAGAGAGGUGAAAUGACCCUCAGCAGUCCUUUUUCUGUUAAAUGGAGGCAAAGACUCCUAGGUUAUCUUGAAGUCUCUGUGUAAUGUUAAACCUGUAAGAACUUAGAUUAGUGGUGUGUUGAUGGAAUCUGUGUCUUUUAGAAAUUAUAGUGGCAUUAUUAUUUAUCCAAUAAAUAUUUAUCAAAUGCAAAAAAA
Messenger RNA from Dama dama (fallow deer), 1330 nucleotides. RefSeq names its product transmembrane protein 199-like. The transcript has a single exon. NCBI's taxonomy places the organism in Eukaryota, Metazoa, Chordata, Mammalia, Artiodactyla, Cervidae. Gene Ontology annotation, cellular component: endomembrane system. Gene Ontology annotation, biological process: vacuolar proton-transporting V-type ATPase complex assembly. The record is from RefSeq and is a predicted model, not a curated record. The coding region runs from base 17 to 478 and encodes 153 amino acids.